AUGGUCCGUCAUGAACAUAUACGUACCACUGAGCCUCGCUUGGUCUGCGAGGACGACCGCCACAGCCUUGUGGGGUUCGCCUGCAUCGUACCUAUUACCGUUUCAAGAACGUCAGCCUUGCCAUCUUCACCGCCAGACUCGCAUCAAUGCUUGAUCAGCCAAUCUACACCUGAUGACUCCAUGGCCGAGGAGGCACUUCUCGACAAGAUUUCAAACUUGAGCGAUUUGGAACUUGCAGCACUCCUAUGUCUCACAAAUGAAGAGCACUGCAUCGUUGACACAGACCCCGAUUCUGUCCAAGAUCUGGUCCAUGAGUUACGGCUUAUUGCCUCUAAUGUCUUUGGGCUUUCCCACGCGGUGGUAGACUGCUCCGAGCAGACAACCCUGGAAGACUUCGAUAACGCCCUCUACACAGACCUCCCUGUUUCCCCACGUGAGGACUCUCCAGCCCGCUACCGCCAUGACUCCCACCUCCAGCCAUCCCCUGGCUUCCGUUCUCUCUCUCGCUCCUCUCCACGCUCGGAAUCUUUCGCAGAUUCCCGCAAUAUAGCAUCCGUCAUCAUCGCCAGGGACCUCGAUGAAGCGCCCAAGCAGGUCCAGAUCCAAGCUCUGGAGCUGAUACGCACAAAACGCAUAUUCACGCAUACAUCAGUCCAAAACGCCCCAAAACGCUUCUUGUUCAUCGCUGUGAUAGCUGGCGGCGAAGGACCUCGCCUGUCUGAACAUCUCAAUAAUUACAUGUUCAUAUCUCACUUCCAUAGCCACGAGGACGGGUAUCCCAACAUAGACGACCAGGAGAGUGACGCCGAAUCGAUAUCCUCCGUUGUGAGGAAGAGCGAUGGCCAUAUAGAGCCCUCUCUGAACCCGGUGUUUACGGCAACUGAUAUUGUUGCACUACAACGGUUAGGCGACGACGUCUUUAUGAGUAUCGAAGUAACUGGCUACAUCAUCAACAUCAUUUCAUUUCUGCGUCUACACCGCGCGGUGUCUAGAGGGAUUUCGCCAUUGGCAACUAGUCACUUUACAAAAUUGGCAAAAUUACUGGCGCCACUGCAUGGCCUACGCUAUGUUACGCCUUCGCUGGUAACACUGGCGGCGAAGAAGAUAUAUCUACAUCGUAUCUGUAUCACUCCGCCUGAACGGGAAAGAAGUGUUCAGUGGGGCAGCAAUAUCGAUGCAGUGGCUGCGGUUUUGGAAGGAAUGGGCCCCGAUGCAGUCAUUGACGAUGUUAUAGGAUCUGUCGAAGUUCCUCUAUGA
Messenger RNA from Pseudogymnoascus destructans, 1257 nucleotides. RefSeq lists its product as uncharacterized. The coding region runs from base 1 to 1257 and encodes 418 amino acids. Lineage: Eukaryota; Fungi; Ascomycota; Leotiomycetes; Thelebolales; Thelebolaceae. The record is from RefSeq and is a predicted model, not a curated record. The transcript has 2 exons.